UCGCCCCCCGCUCGGCGCACGCGUCUCUCGUGUCACCCACCCGCCGCUGGGGACACCGCGUCCCCCGGCCCGGGCUGUGCCUGGGGACACGCCGGAUCUGUCACCGCCGCCGCGGCAUCCGCCGUGUCGAGGCUCUGCCAGCACAAAGCCUGAAUGGCUGUGGAGCAGCUGAACAAAGGUGAUGCCAGCUCCACUGCAGAGCCUCCUACGUCCUAUUGCUUGUCCCCAGCUCCUGCCGGCCGUGGGGCGUCCUGCUACCCCUGUGCCCGGGGCUGCUCCACCCUCCAGUAAACUCCACAUCCCCCAGCCCCUCCACACAGCUCCCAGGUACCCCUCUGGGAUCAGGGAGACAUCGUGUGCAGACCCCACAUGCCCUUCAUGCAAGCUUAUGUCCAGGGCCCUCGCCCCGACCAAGGAGGGACGGGGGUCUGGGCAGGGAUGCCCAUGGCCAGGAGUCACUGGGCAGUGCCAUGGAGCACCCCAGGGGUGGCUGCCUGGAGGCAACAGCGAGCAGAUGGCAGGGCGGGCCGAGUUGACAAUCCCCUAAUCCCAUCAACGCCACGGGGGCUGAGCAGAGCUGAGCUGGGCCAUGGCGGGCACAGCAGCACACGGGCACCUCCUGCACCCAUUGCUCUUCCAGCUCUGCUGCGGUUGUCACGGGCUCCGUGUGUCCACGAGCACGCGCAUCCUCUACACGCUCCUGCAUGUCCUGGCCUCUGCCGUGUGCUGCCUCAUGCUGUCCCGCACUGUGGCCCAGGCUAUCACAGAGAAGGUGCCCUUCUCAAUGGUGCUGUGCCAACACCUGCCUGGGGGCACGGACUGCGAGCAGCUGGUGGGCUCCUCGGCUGUGUACCGGGUCUGUUUUGGCACUGCCUGCUUCCACUUGGCACAGGCUGCCCUGCUGCUCAACGUGCGCUCCAGCUCUGACCGCCGUGCACAGCUCCACAACGGGUUCUGGCUUCUGAAGCUGCUGGUGCUGGUGGGCCUCUGGGCCGCCAGUUUCUUCAUCCCUGAGGACAACUUCAUCCAAGCCUGGCACUACACAGGUGUCUGCGGGGGCUUUGCCUUCAUCCUCAUCCAGCUGGUGCUGAUCACAGCCUUUGCACACACCUGGAACAAGAACUGGCUGACAGGCGCUGCACAGGACAAGCGCUGGUAUCUGGCCGUGCUGCUGGUCACAGCCACCUUCUACACCCUUGCCUCUGCCGCCUUCUCCUUCCUCUACAAGUUCUACACCCACCCAGCUGCCUGCCACCUCAACAAAGCACUGCUUGCCAUCAAUGGCAGCCUCUGUGGCAUCAUGUCCUUCAUCUCCAUCACACCAUGUGUGCGGCUCAAGCAACCACGGUCAGGACUGCUGCAGUCCUCAAUCAUCAGCUGCUAUGUGAUGUACCUCACCUUCUCUGCACUGUCCAGCCGCCCCCCGGAGCGAGUGCUGUACAAGGGGCAGAACCUCACCGUGUGCUUCCCGGGGGUGCGGCAGGAUGAGCUGCAGACCGAGGACACCACGGUCGCCGUGCUGGGCGCUGCUAUCAUGUACGCCUGCGUGCUCUUCGCAUGCAAUGAAGCGUCGUACCUCGCUGAGGUCUUCGGGCCCCUCUGGAUGGUCAAAGUCUACAGCUUUGAGUUUAAAAAACCUUCCUGUUGCUUCUGUUGCCCUGACAAGAUGGAGGAGGAGCUGAGAGGCACUGACCAGACAUGUGAGCAAGCAGAGGCGAGUGCCAGGGGACAGCUCAUCAUCCAAGAUGAGCAGGAACGGGUGGUCUACAGCUACUCAGCUUUCCACUUUGUCUUCUUCCUUGCUUCACUCUAUGUUAUGAUGACACUCACCAACUGGUUCAGCUAUGAGAAUGCGGCGCUGGAGACCACCUUCACACACGGCAGCUGGUCAACCUUCUGGGUGAAGGUGUCCUCGUGCUGGGCUUGUGUCCUGCUCUACCUGUGGCUGCUGCUGAGCCCCUUCUGCCUCCACAGCUCUCCACAGCACCGGCACAAUACAGGGCCACGAAUCGUGCGGCGCCGACGCGCUCCACAGCGCGUCAACGUUUCCACAUAAUUCCUGCCAGGACAAACUGCCCAGGGCUGGUCCCUGCUGCGCCCUGUGCCUGUGCCCUGGCCCUGCUUGGUCCUCCUGGCCUCCCCUGACCCUCUGUCCCAGGAGACACCAGCAUCUGAGAGCCUGAGGGGAACAUGGGAGGUGGCUGCUCCCAGGGAUACUGGUCCUGCGCUGAGCCAGGGCCACCCUAAGGGCCAGAGCAAGCUGGUGGCAGGUGCUCAGCCCGCAGCCUGCUUGCCCUGGCCUCACUGGGGGAGCAGGGCUCUGCCCUGGCUGCCAUGGCCAUGGUGCAUUCACUGUAAAU
Molecule: messenger RNA, 2360 nt
Organism: Catharus ustulatus (Swainson's thrush)
Lineage: Eukaryota; Metazoa; Chordata; Aves; Passeriformes; Turdidae
Gene: SERINC4
Product: serine incorporator 4
Exons: 12
Coding region: 590-2056 (488 amino acids)
Cellular component (GO): membrane
Source: RefSeq, a predicted model, not a curated record